CUUCAUAGAUGUGGGAAAUAGACCUCUCGUGAUCUAGGGUUUGCAGCCGCCUGCGAAAGGAGAGAGAUCCAAACAAGCCGAUCGAUAUCACAAACGUUUCUUCCGCAGUCUCCGCGCGAUCUUAAUGUCACUCCAAAAGUUCCUUCAAAACCUCAACACUGUCAAAAGAUGUCACAGUGUUUAUGAUCUCCCAAAACCCCACCUUCAACACUCGACCAAGAUUGGAGACGCCAUUAUCAAUGCUGUUUUGGUCAAUCACCACGCCUCCCCUGCCGCCCUCCUCCCCAAGCUAACCCCUUCCCUUGUCCACCUUAUUGUAUCUGACCCACAUCUCAACACUCCCAAGUGCAUUGAAUUCCUGAGUUUCCUCGAAAAAAACCAAUCUUUAAUGUCUUUCCAGCUCAAUUUCGACGCCCAUUUGUCUCUUGUCUGCAGGCUGGCUGAGGCCAAAGAGUUCCAAGUUGCCGAGUCUAUUCUGGGUGCUGUUUCAAAUCAUGAGAGCUUCAGGUAUAGCGUUUUAGCUGCUUUUAUUGAGACCCAUGAUGUUUCUUUGAGAGUAGCUUCAAAAGUGUUUAAUUGGUUGCUUAAGGCUUACUCGGAUAAUCAAAAGUUUGGAAUGGCUCUGGAGAUACUUGAUUAUAUGAUAAUUAAUGGUGUUGAGAUCAAUGAGAGGACUUGUACUGUUCAUCUCAUUAAGCUUAUGGAAUGUGAUCAAUGUGGGUUGGGAUUGGAAUUCUUUUACCGGAUGGUUGAAUCUGGCAUUCAAAUUUCUGUGUUUUCUUUGACUGCGAUGGUGGACGGGCUGUGCAAGUAUGGGGAAAUAAAGAGGGGCAGAGAGCUUGUUGAAGAGAUGGCUAGUAAAGGAUUAAAACCAACCAUUAUAACCUUUAACACACUUGUGGAAGCCUGCACUAACAGGUGGAAUUUUGAAGAAUUGCGCAAUGUCUUGACGUUGAUGAGUUGUGAAGGCGUGGAUUUCAUUGUCGACACAUACAGAUUUUUGAUUUGUGGGUUUUCGAGCAGUGGGAGAACGGGAGAUGCAGAGAGAACGAUUCGGGAGAUGCACGAGAAGGGGUUUAGGGUGGAUACUGAUCUGUACAAUUUAAUUAUGAAGGUGCAUUGCAGAUCAGGUGAAAUAGAUAAAGCAGUUUCUUUAGUUUCCGAGAUGAACGAACAAAAUGUUAGUUUAGACACGGAUACGUAUUCGUGUUUGUUGAGUGGACUUUGUAAGAAUGGCCAGGUUGAAGCUGCCAAUGAACUUAUUGAAAUUAUGCAGAAGAAAGGUUUUGAGCUGGACCAAGUUACGUUUGAGGCCUUAAUGCACUGUUAUUUGGAGGAGGGGAUGAUGGUGGAAGCAGUUAGUUUACUAGGUCUGAUGGAGAAGAAAGGAUUUUUUCCCGAUUUGAUUGUGUAUGAGAAGGUGAUUUGUGGUUUGUGCAAGUUGGACCGAAUCGAAGAGGCAAGGGCAAGACUGACCGUUCUAAUCAAAAGGGGCAUCCCCAAAGAGGAGUUAAGGAGUUCUAUUCCUUGUUUGACUCAGAAAGAAAUUUGCUCUAAAGAUGAUGUCAUAGUUAUUAAUGACGCUUGCCAUUCUCACUUAUGGCGCCUAUGGCUUUGUGGCGAGCAGUUGACGCCUUUCUCAGACCAGGCGUGGCGUUUUAUGCCAUUCUCGCUUAUGGCGUUCGCCAUGGACGCCAUACUCUGUGGCGAUAGGCGUUCGCCUGUGGCGAGACGCAGCCGGCUAAGCCUCCUCGACUUCUCCUCUGCCAGCGCCGCCCCUCCUCUCUCUCCCGAGUCCAGAGUCGCGCUUCACAGAGUCCAUAGUCGACGCAAAGUCGAGACUCCACUUCGCAGAAACUUCCUCCAAAAGUAAUUGAAAGGAUUGGCUUGGAAAUAUAUUCGACUAGAUGAUCUUAAAAAUACAUAUAAUACUACGUGUAUUUUUUAUAAUAACUGCUAUACUGAAGG
This is a messenger RNA of Cuscuta campestris, 1968 nucleotides long. Lineage: Eukaryota; Viridiplantae; Streptophyta; Magnoliopsida; Solanales; Convolvulaceae. The record is from the annotation of a GenBank genome assembly.